Messenger RNA from Ceraceosorus guamensis, 1369 nucleotides. Its product is annotated as Isochorismatase hydrolase. NCBI's taxonomy places the organism in Eukaryota, Fungi, Basidiomycota, Exobasidiomycetes, Ceraceosorales, Ceraceosoraceae. The transcript is spliced from 5 exons. The record is from RefSeq and is a predicted model, not a curated record. The coding region runs from base 313 to 993 and encodes 226 amino acids.
CCAAAAGGGACCUUAUUUGAAUGUUCCUUGUCUGCACGCGAAUUCCACAGCAGACCUCCACACGGGCACGUACGCUCAUGCCGCACGGUGCUCGACCGUGACCACCAUUCACAAUUGAAGGGUGAAAUAAGAACGGCCAGAGGAGGCAACGAAGCAGCCUUCAAUUGGGCGCAGACCUCAAAAAGAAGACCAUACGCCGGUGACACAUCUACAGCGUGAAGACGGAGUAGCACUGAUCACCAUAUCAAACAACAAGAACCGCAGGGACGUAAAGAUCAGCUGCUCUCCUCAUUCAUUCCUUUGCAUACCACGAUGAUGGCUGGCGGGGACGAGAAUUGGGCACUGAUCAUCGUCGAUGUUCAGAAUGACUUUAUGGAAGGAGGUGCACUGCAGGUAUCACAAGCGUCGACCAUUCUCGAUCCCAUCGACGAGCUGUUGAAUGCGCCUCGAAUCAGACUGGUAGCAGCGACGCAAGAUACGCAUCCGCCUGCGCACCUCUCCUUUGCCUCGACGCACUCCAAGCCACCUUUCACAAGGCACAAUGUCCCGCAUCCUUGCUUGCCAAGUGAGCACAUUGAGCAGAUGCUCUGGCCCGAUCACUGCGUGCGAGGCACAGAGGGCUCCCAGUUUCAUCCUCGCAUCCAGCAAGCUCUAAAGCGACGCGCGGACGCUCACAUCAUACCAAAAGGCACAAACAUCAAAGUGGACGGCUACUCUGGGUUUGCCGACAACGCGUAUCUCUCCUUCACUGAGCUUCCUCGUCUACUCUUUGAGAAUCGCAUCACACGAGUGGUGGUGGUGGGAUUAGCGACGGACUACUGCGUCAAGGCGACGGCCAUAGAUGCUGCCAAGUUUGGUCUCAAGCCCGUCGUCGUUAGGCAAGCGACAAGAGGUGUGGAUGAGCAAGAUUCCCAGCAAGCUUUGAGGGAGAUGAGCCAGUACGGAGCAGAGAUCGUCCACUCGGCGAAAGAUGUCAUCGCACUGAUGGCAUAGCGUCAUAGUAUCCAAUCUCGACAUCGAGCUCCUCGAAAUCGCCGCCUCUCAGGGGCCAAAGGAGUCAGCGGCAGAGCUCAGUCAGCAUGCCUUGCACACAACGCUCGCACCCGUCUCGCGCACGUAUGGCUGAGAGGUGAGCCACCAGAAGCGCGCCAGAGUCUUGACGCCUCGACUGGGACACCCAGUUUGAACGGCUCCUCUGCAUCGUUGCUGCACAAAUCUCGAACGCGCCUGAACUUUGAGCUGCGGAACGACCGCUCAUACUGUUUCUGCUCCUACAUGAGAAAGCGUGCAUCUAUUGUAUUUGCGCGGCAUGUAUGCUAUCCCUGAGCAAUACAUGCGCCGAAGAUGGAGAGCGGCGCACUGAUAGCAC